This is a messenger RNA of Pseudophryne corroboree (corroboree frog), 1136 nucleotides long. RefSeq names its product metallo-beta-lactamase domain containing 2 (gene MBLAC2). The transcript is spliced from 2 exons. Bases 21 to 857 code for a protein of 278 amino acids. The record is from RefSeq and is a predicted model, not a curated record. Lineage: Eukaryota; Metazoa; Chordata; Amphibia; Anura; Myobatrachidae.
AGAGGGUCCCGCCGACCGCCAUGGCAGCGCUGGAGUGGUACGCACACAAGGCCCUGGGGGACGGCGUCUUCUGGAUACAGGAGCGCUUCUACGAGUCGGGGAACAGGGCGAACAUCUGGCUGGUGCGCGGCUCCCACCAGGACCUGGUGAUAGACACGGGGCUCGGGCUGCGCAGCCUACCGGACUACCUCUGCUCCUCCGGGCUGCUCCCGGACGGCAAGGACGGCGGAUCCGGUCGCCGGCCGCUCAUGGCUGUGGCCACACACGUACACUUCGACCACGCCGGGGGCCUGCACCAGUUCCAGCAGGUGGCGGUGCACCGAGAGGAGGCGGAGGCGCUGCUCCGGGGGGAUAACUUCGAGACGGUGACCUGGCUGUCUGACAGCGAGGUGGUGAGGACGCCGAGCCCGGGCUGGAGCGCCAGUCAGUUCAAGGUGCAAGCGGUGCAGCCCACACACAUCCUGGAAGAUGGGGACAUCAUUAGCCUCGGUGACAGACAGCUGACGGUGAUGCAUAUGCCAGGACACUCCAGAGGAAGUAUCUGCUUACAUGACCGGGAUCGCAAGAUGCUAUUUAGUGGUGAUGUUGCUUACGAUGGAUCGAUGAUCGACUGGCUCCCUUACAGCAAUAUUCCUGACUAUGUUAGAUCCUGCGAGCGUCUCAAGGGAUUGGUGGCCAGGGGUCUGGUGGAGAAAGUGCUACCUGGGCAUUUCAACACUUUUGGGUCAGAAAGACUUCAUCGUUUGGCCUCUAACUACAUAACGAAUGCUGGAGUUUGCCACAAGGUUUCCACCUAUGUAACACGAUCUUUUGCAGGAUUAGCCCUUCGUGUGUCUAAUUCCAGGAGAACAACCUAGAGAGCAUAAUGAGAACCGUCAGUAAGGAACUAAAACAAAGGAUUUCUAUGCAAACAUCAUGAAACCAAACAAAAUAUAAAACGUGCUGAUCGUUAAGUACACACCAUUAAUACCUCCCAUUUAAGCUACUGUAGUAGUAUUAUUUAAAUGGCAAGUAAAUAUUAUAUUGGGAAUUCUUGUAAGAGUGGUUGCAUUAUAGAAUGAGUUUGUUGGUGAUAACUUUCUCUGUGUGAAAUGUGAGCAAAUAUCCAUUCAUAAUAAUAAUGUACUGUAAUAUUA